Messenger RNA from Sphenostylis stenocarpa, 1329 nucleotides. Lineage: Eukaryota; Viridiplantae; Streptophyta; Magnoliopsida; Fabales; Fabaceae. The record is from the annotation of a GenBank genome assembly.
AUGCGGCUCCGAUUCUUAGCGUUGGUGUGUCUGUCUUGUUGUUGGCUUGUCUCGGGCGAGGGUGAAAUGGUGUCGUGUUCCGACAUAGUGCCGUUGGGGUACCGCAGCGACAAAAUUUCCAUUACUGAAUUUGGCGGCGUGGGUGAUGGGCGCACCCUCAACACUAAGGCCUUUCGAGAGGCCAUAUACAGGAUUCAGCACUUGCCACGUGAAGGAGGCACGCUCCUUUACGUCCCUCCCGGGGUAUACUUAACGGAACCCUUCAACCUCACCAGCCACAUGACGCUCUUCCUCGCUGCCGGUGCCGUUAUCACGGCCACGCAGGAUUCAUCGAAUUGGCCUUUGAUCGCACCCUUGCCUUCUUAUGGAAGAGGAAGGGAGCUGCCUGGAGGAAGGUAUAUGAGUUUUAUACAUGGAGAUGGUGUUCAGGAUGUGGUAAUCACUGGUGAAAAUGGGACAAUUGAUGGACAGGGAGAUGCCUGGUGGAAUAAGUGGAGGCAGGGAACUCUUCUGUUUACCAGACCAAACCUUGUCGAGUUUGUGAAUUCUAGAGAUAUUAUUAUUUCAAAUGUAAUCUUCAAGAAUUCUCCCUUCUGGAACAUACACCCUGUUUACAGCAGCAAUGUUGUUGUGCGAUUUGUCACCAUUUUGGCUCCACGUGACUCUCCAAACACUGAUGGCAUUGAUCCAGAUUCAAGUUCAAAUGUGUGCAUAGAGGAUUCAUACAUAUCUACUGGAGAUGAUCUUGUGGCUGUGAAGAGUGGAUGGGAUGAAUAUGGGAUUGCUUAUGGCAGGCCUAGCUCUAACAUCACCAUCAGGCGGGUAAGUGGAUCAUCCCCAUUUGCUGGGAUUGCUAUUGGCAGUGAAACCUCUGGUGGAGUGGAGAAUGUACUUGCUGAACACAUCAACCUUUACAAAAUGGGAAUUGGUAUCCACAUUAAGACCAACAGUGGCAGGGGUGGAUUUAUAAAGAAUAUAACCAUGUCUCAUGUGUAUAUGGAGGAUGCAAGGAAGGGAAUGAGGAUCUCAGGUGAUGUUGGGGGCCACCCUGAUGACAAAUUUGAUCCUAAUGCUCUCCCUCUAGUGAAGGGUGUGACAAUUAAGAAUGUUUGGGGUGAAAAGGUUUUGCAAGCUGGCUUGAUACAAGGGGUGAAAAAUUCACCUUUCACUGAUAUUUGCCUGUAUGAUAUCAACCUUCAUGGAGUGACAGGACCUAGAACUCCUCCUUGGAAGUGUUCUGAUGUGUCUGGAUUUGCUCAUCAGGUUAGCCCUUGGCCAUGUUCCGAGCUUAACAGCAACCAGCAGGGAUCAUGUGCCAAUUACUCCUGA